Messenger RNA from Tetrapisispora phaffii CBS 4417, 576 nucleotides. It is a transcript of the gene IMG1, whose product is annotated as mitochondrial 54S ribosomal protein bL19m. The transcript has a single exon. NCBI's taxonomy places the organism in Eukaryota, Fungi, Ascomycota, Saccharomycetes, Saccharomycetales, Saccharomycetaceae. The record is from RefSeq and is a predicted model, not a curated record. Gene Ontology annotation, cellular component: ribosome; mitochondrial large ribosomal subunit. Bases 1 to 576 code for a protein of 191 amino acids. Gene Ontology annotation, biological process: translation. Gene Ontology annotation, molecular function: structural constituent of ribosome.
AUGUUUUCAGUCAAUAGUCGUGCGUUUUUGGGUAUUGCCCGAGUGCAUGCCGUGAGAGCAUAUCAAAUACCUGCCACUAAAAGGACUAUAAUUCCAAUUUAUCCUGCUGUUGAGAAAUUGAAAAAUAAGAAUAGUGUUAUCUAUGAUAUCUCUAAAACUGAUAUCGAAAAAUCGCUUGAUCCUGAAGGUUGGAGAAGAAGACUGCUUAAUAAAGGUCCAAAGGAUGUCACGAAGGGCCAAAAAAGUGCAGAUAGAACAACCUAUAUUGAAACUGGUGAUAUUGUUAGAAUUACAUAUGAUAAGAGUAAAUGUGAUGAUGAGACUUUUUUAGGGUAUGUUCUAGGUGUUUAUAGAAAAAACUUGGUUCAAGAUUCCUCGCUUUUAUUAAGAAAUCAAGUUGGUAAAACUUUUGUUGAAGUUAGAGUUCCAAUUUUUUCACCAUUGAUUCAAAGUAUAGAUAUUUUGAAGAAAUGUGAAAUUGGAGAGAAGAGAAGAAAGAGAAGCAAGCAUUAUUACAUCAGAGGUACUAAGCUAGAUGUAGGUGAAUUAGAACUGAUGUUGAGGAAAAAAAGAUAA